Molecule: messenger RNA, 820 nt
Organism: Agelaius phoeniceus (red-winged blackbird)
Lineage: Eukaryota; Metazoa; Chordata; Aves; Passeriformes; Icteridae
Gene: PLP2
Product: proteolipid protein 2
Cellular component (GO): membrane
Source: RefSeq, a predicted model, not a curated record
CCCGGUCCCGUCAUGGAGUCCAGCGGGACCCAGAGCUGCCCCGCCACCUGCGUCGCCUUCAGCCGCACCCGGAAGGGGCUGGUGCUCAUCGGCGAGAUCGUGCUGUGCCUGCUGACCCUGGUGUGUUUCGGGGCGUCCCGCACGGGUUACGUGGGGCUGGCAGUGGUGGAGCUGGUGUUGGCUGCGCUGGUGCUGCUGGCCUGGAGCUGCCGCCUGCCGCAGCGCAUGCAGCUGCUGCACUGGGGCUGGAGCGACUUCACACGCUGCGUCAUCGGGGGCGUGCUCUUCCUCAUCAUCUCCCUCAUCGUCAUCAUCAGCCACCGUGACGGGGCCGGCAUCGCGGGAGGGGUGUUCGGGCUCCUGGCUGGGAUCCUGCUGGGAUAUGACGCCUACAUCACCUUCCCCCUACGGCAGGGCCACACCGCCGCCCCCACUGAGUCCCCAGAGGGUGCCUGAACAAGCCAAGAACCCCAACGGAGCCCUCCCCAAACCUCGCCCUGCACAGGGGGACCCCCAGCCUUAAAUUAUUGAGGGGUCCCGACGCCUGGGUCCCCCCGGGUGGGGGGGCAGGGGGUCCCUCAGGGGUUGCCCCUCCCUCAAAUGCCUUUGCAAGUGCCUUGAACCGCCCGUGCCUCAGUUUCCCCCUGGGGACACCCCCUCAGGUUUAAAGGUGCCCUUGCCCUUCAUGGGUUUUGGGGUGCCCGCCUCAGUUUCUGGGGUGCCUCCGUUAGUUUUUGGGGUGUUCCCCCCCCGCGCCUCCCGCCCCCGCCCCCCGCUCCCCCAGCCUGCAGGAGGCUUUUGGGGGCAAUAUAUUGGGAAA